GAGAGAGAGAGAGAGAGAGUGAGAGAGAAAGAGAGAGAGACAACAGGAAAAAGUGUCAGAGACAAAGGAGUGAGCAGUGUUUGUUGGAGGAGGAGAAGAGUUGUCGCUGUUGUGAGAGUGAAGCUGUGUCCGCGCUGACAGGAAGAAACACCAGGUGCUUUUCAGGCAUCGCCCCCCGGCUCCUGUUGCAUCUGUCCCAGUGGCAGGACGCCUCAGGGCCAGCGGACCGGCGAUGGGGAGAACUGCAGAGUUUUAGGCUCCUGGUGUCUGGAUGGAAGGAGCUGUCAUCGCAGUGAGGAUGGAGGAAGUGGAAACACACAGAGAGCAACCAAUGGCUGUGUGAUGGACGACGUGGCUGUCAUAAUUUUCUUCUGGAGGGUCUUUUGUUUGUGAUUUGGAUUUCAAUUGUAUCGCUCUUUCCUGGAAAUCCCAUCUACAGGUCCACUUCGUCUUUGUGACCUUUCCUCAUGUGCACCGUUCAGCAAGAACAGGUGUCGCCGUGUUGAAGCCACAGGUCUCAUUUACCUUGCAAACCCCCACCUCCCUCUCGACCACAGACACACACACACACACACAAUAGCUCCUCUCUUCCCAGCGGCUGAGAGGUUGCUAUGGCAAUGGUUGCCACGAUGCUGAUGUAGUAUCCUGAAGGUAGUCGCUGUGGAGGUAGUGGCGGGGCAGAGGAGGGGGCAGCGGCGGUGGAGGCGAACAAGCCGAGAUGGGGAGCGCUCCGUGUCCAGCCGGCGAGUGGAAGGGGAGGGGGCGAGGGGGCCUGCAGGAGCUGGGCUGCAUGCCCUGGAAGGUCAGCAAGCAGAAGUAUGGAGGAGGAGAGGUGGUGGUGGGAGCGGAGGAGAGGAGGUGCAGGGAUCCCAGGGACUCUCAACAGCAGCAGGAUCUCUCGUCUUCCUCCUCCUCCCUCACCCCUCCAGCACCUCCCCAGUCCUCUUCGACACCUCCAGCCAUUUAUCAUGAAAAGCAGCGGAGGGAGCUGUGCGCCCUGCACGCGCUCAAUAACGUCUUCCAGGACGGGACAGCCUUCAGCCGGGACACUUUGCAGGAGAUCUACCAGAGGCUUUCUCCCAGUACUCUGGUGACGCCCCAUAAGAAGAGCAUGCUGGGAAAUGGGAACUAUGAUGUAAAUGUCAUUAUGGCAGCCCUGCAGACCCGAGGGUUUGAGGCAGUUUGGUGGGAUAAAAGAAGGGAUGUUGGCAGCAUCGAGCUCUCCAAUGUGACAGGCUUCAUUCUGAAUGUGCCGUCCAAUCUGCGCUGGGGGCCCCUGCGGCUGCCACUCAAACGCCAGCACUGGAUAGGAGUCAGAGAGGUGGGAGGAGUCUACUACAACCUGGACUCCAAGCUGCGUAGCCCUCAACCCAUCGGCAGCCCGGAAGAGCUCAGGAAGUUUUUGCGCCAGCAGCUGCGAGGGAAGAACUGUGAACUGCUAUUGGUCGUUUCAGAGGAAGUGGAGGCACGGCAAACGUGGCGGUCUGAUGGCUGAGGGGUUAACCAGCCAAUCACAGCUCCAACUGGGCCAACAGCCAAUUUCAGAAUGAACGGGAGAGAAAGUUGAGUCGUGCACAGCCAAACACAAAUGGAUGCACACUUAAAGAUGUAUUCUUCCCUCUUUUUUUAUUUGGCUUUUGUUUACACGGCCUUUGCUGGACUCUUAUCUGAUAAGACGCAAAGCAGUGAAGGAAACACUUUACAGGGAGAAUCAAAGAAUCACAGGCCUCUUCUCACAACACAGUCAAGACUUGUGAAAAGUUAUUAUUCUGUUUCUGCUACUCUUGUGUUUUUAUAUAUAUUGACUAUUUUUCAAUGUUUUUUUUACUGUUCAAGUUCCAAAGUUUCCAAAGUCAUGGGAAUUCGAACUUUCUGAAAAAAAGCUGUGUUUCUCUGCUUGUCUCCAUCGGUGAUUCUCACCCAUGAUGUUCACCCGUGUGUUUUUCGUGUUCCCGUCUCUCCCUUAUGUUGUGAAUCUGUCGCUGUCCAUUUCCUCCAUCCUCACUUUCACCGAAGUGUGCCCUCCCUUACCUCAGUGCCACGCCAUCUUACUUCUCCUCUGUCACUUUGUUCACAUCACAGGACAAAGUCAGUGAUGUAUCACGUUGCCAACUUUGUAUUUCAUCCAUUUUUCAAACACUUCUGGUUCAGACUGAGCCUUCACUGUGCAGAGGCUGUGCUGACACAACCGUUUUAUAAUGGCAACAAAGCAAUGCAACACACAGGCCAUGCACUCCCUCUAGUGGAUCCUAAACCUCCGUUUCCUUCCUUGCUCUUUUUUUUUUUUUUUUACGGUUUUCACUUUCAAAUGGUCACAACAAAGUAAAGAAGUCUGCUUGUUAUCAAAGAAGUCAUUCUAAUUAUUAUCAUCCCUUAGUGAAAUGUCACUGUACCAAUCAAGUUAGGCCGAUAAAGAAAGAGGUCAUCUAAAUUAUUAAUAGUAUUUAACUGAUCUAAACAUAAAUUCAGAUUCUAACUUUUUCCAGGUGAAUAUUUGCAGGAUUGCUGAGUUGUUAAUGAAAAAAACAUGGAUCUUGUGUCUGGGACACUAAGUUUAACAAAGCGAGCAAUUAAUAUACAAAUACCAGCUCUGGAAAAUGUUCUGACUUUUUAUCGACUGUAAAAGAAAACAAUCAAGAAAAUAAGCCGCAAAUUCAUUGAUAAUCAAAAUAAAUUUCAGUUGCACCUUUUACUUCUAUGGUAACUCAGAAACUUGAAAUCUGCUGAUGAGGGCUAUUUUGAAAAAGGUAAAAAUGUCCACACCAGGUGGACUUAGAGUUUCAGCACAUUAUUUACAAAGAUAUCAUAUAGGUUUAAAGAAAUAUUGUCUUGCUUCUCUUGCAUAAUUACAAAACAAAAAACCACACGAGGACACAACACAGCAAACGUCAUUCUGUUCCUGUGUCUUCAUUUUUUCUUUUUCAAACGAUCUCCACCGCCGCAGCCCUCUGUAGCACAAGUGCCGAGCCGAUGCAGUGCUCCUCCUCCUCCUCCUCCUCCUCCUCCUCCUCCUCCUCCUCCUCUCAAUCAUCUCUUGUCAAACAUGCCAAACUCUGCUUCGACAGGACGUUGUCACUCUAGUAAGCGGUGAUCAGUAAUGUGUAAGGGGAUCAGUCUGAAGAGGGGUUUUUACCGGUUGUUUCUGUGAAGGGAAGUUGUCAGUUUGAGAACCAGUGGAUGUAGCGUAACGUGCCUGAGUAGUUGGUAAUCUAGAAACAGAAGUAACGUGAAAAGGAAACUGUAAGUGAAGUUACCACACGUCUUACCGGAUGUGUGUUUGUGGUUGGUCAUCGUGAAAUGGGCCUUAAAAAAGUCUGCUGUCGUAGCUUUCAGAUCUAUCAGUUGAAGAUGUUUAUACGAGUAUUGUCUGUUAAUGACGAUAUUGGCCUUAACUUGUUUACAUUAGAAAAACAACUAUAUGUAUAUGUGUGUUUCUCUGAAAGAGUGACAGGGGCUGUGCAGUUCCAUGCCAUUUCAAGAGAUUUAUUCCAAAGCACCAGUUUAUCCCAAAUUUAGAGGAGGAACAACUGUUGCUCAGCUGAAACACAGAUGAACUCGUCUGUAAGGGUUUUUUUCACUUGUGCAGCCAAGGACUUUAUUGUAUUUACAAAAGUUUGAAACUGAAUAAUUUCAUUUAAAAAGAAAAAUAACAAUAAUAUCACAUGAUUUUCAAUGGUGCAGGUCUUAUCUACAAUCCCAGCCCAGUGUGUAGACCUUCAAUGUCAUAAUAAAUUCAAGUGACGCAUCAGUGGGGCUGUGAUAUUUGGACCCAUUCACAUCAUUACUAGUGUCUCACAACUGCAUUCAACUGUUUAUUUGUUUUUUGGCACGACAAUCCAUUCAGCUGUUCCUGCUUAAGGAAUCGUGAUUGUCACUUUUGUUUUGCAUAUAAAUAAAAUGCUUAUAAUGGCACUUUA
Molecule: messenger RNA, 3917 nt
Organism: Platichthys flesus (European flounder)
Lineage: Eukaryota; Metazoa; Chordata; Actinopteri; Pleuronectiformes; Pleuronectidae
Gene: josd1
Product: Josephin domain containing 1
Exons: 5
Coding region: 719-1495 (258 amino acids)
Biological process (GO): protein deubiquitination
Molecular function (GO): cysteine-type deubiquitinase activity
Source: RefSeq, a predicted model, not a curated record